Lactuca saligna is the source of this 903-nucleotide messenger RNA. NCBI's taxonomy places the organism in Eukaryota, Viridiplantae, Streptophyta, Magnoliopsida, Asterales, Asteraceae. The record is from the annotation of a GenBank genome assembly.
AUGAUUGACGAGCAUAAGUGUAAGGAAUAUCUAAAUUGGGUGAGGUGGGGAGACCAAGUCGAUUCUCAUGAACAACGUGUUGCAUGGACGAUCGCACCAUUUGAAUACAUUCCUCACAGAAAGGACCUAUCCCAUGCUAAUAUCGGACUAAUAACUUCCAGAAGGACACAAAUUAACGAUGAAAUUCACGCGGCGUUUGAAGGAAAAGUCUAUAAACUGGGCAUCAUCGAAUUCAACGAAGAUUGGUUCCCAUUCAGAUUCGACCCUCUUGAAGACGGUAAAGGUAAGAUGGCCGUAGACGAUGAAACGUCAGCAAAAAACGAUGAAAGGGAAAAAGGGGAGAUUUGGCCGGAAACCGAUGAAUUGGAUGAUCAAGAGCCGGGAAAAACUAGGGUUCUGGCGAGUGAACCUACCAGGAUGGAGACGGAAGUCGAAGAGCCUCACUGCGAAGCGGUGGUUCUAACGAAAGCAUCGAGGGAGGGAAUUGAAACGACACCUCGGAAUACGAAGCAACUAACGCCCAAUGGUAUGAUGGUGCAACCUAGUCAUGUGAAUGAUGCAUGCCAGACGAACCCUAGUACCCCAAAGUCAUUACAGGAUGGGCUUAGUAUCGGACUUCCACCACUCCGCUGUUUUGGGCCUUUCCCAUCCCCAACUACAUGCAAUGAAGCCCACACAUUCAAAGUAGGUAGGUCCAAUGGGAAAAGGAGAAGAGUGAUAAAUAUAGCUCCCAGUGUUAGCCCAAUGUUUGAAUUGAUUGGUGCUGAUCCGAUGCCACAAACUGUCCCGUUGUCGGAGUCCCCAUCUACUCCAACCGAAGAAAAUCAAUUUGACCUUAAUACCCCUCCUAUACAGCAGUCGGAGAUCACAGAUAGAUACCCCCAAAACCCCCCAACGAUCUGA